This is a messenger RNA of Branchiostoma belcheri (Belcher's lancelet), 13125 nucleotides long. Its product is annotated as dynein heavy chain 12, axonemal-like. The coding region runs from base 175 to 12132 and encodes 3985 amino acids. The transcript has 72 exons. Gene Ontology annotation, molecular function: dynein intermediate chain binding; ATP binding; dynein light intermediate chain binding. NCBI's taxonomy places the organism in Eukaryota, Metazoa, Chordata, Leptocardii, Amphioxiformes, Branchiostomatidae. Gene Ontology annotation, cellular component: dynein complex. The record is from RefSeq and is a predicted model, not a curated record. Gene Ontology annotation, biological process: microtubule-based movement.
UUUCGCUAGAUUGCCAUAACAACAGAAACAAAGAUGGCGCCGAAGUUCUGAAAAGAAGUUCUCUUACUUGAUAUGAAAAACUAAGAAAACCGCGAAUAUAUCGUCAAACAAAGCACCGCACAGGAUUACCGACCAAAGUUCAUGAUAUAGACAUUCCAUAGAACAGCCGACAAGAUGGCGCACAUGAAUGGUACAAAUGGACACACAAACGGCGCCCGGCCCCGUAACUCGAGGAACGGAGUGAACGGCGUCCCCAGACUCCCGCCCAUCCCCACAAACUCCACCGCCCUGACAGCCAAUGGGAGGGACUUCAGCAAGAGCAAGCUGAUGACAUACAGACGGAGCGAACAGAUGCAGUCCCUGCUACAGGGCAUCUUGCAAGAACAGGCAGUCAAGGCCCAACAGGACACUGUUGACAACUUGAGAAGAUAUCCGCCCUCUCCACCCCCUCCUGAGAUACCAGACUCGAUGUCGAGUGCAGAGAGAAAAGUCCGACAAAACUACAUCUACCUGAGAAAGUGUGUAGAGAAUGGCCCGGUGGUGCCGCUGCAGCAGGAGUGGUUGGACUCCAUCCUGUCUAUGGUGCCACAAAGAUUACAGAGUACUCCCUUCAGUAGGGAGAAGAUCCAGACACUUUUCUCAGAAGUAGACAAAGACUACCAGGCCAGCAUGAAGAAAUCUAUGGUCCAACAAGUUCUGGUGAAACCAGGAGUCAAAGGUCUGGACCAGGAGGUGUCCGGGCCGCCGCCACAGGAGCCCACGGGGCUAGACUACUCUUCUCCAUGGAGAGACACGUACAACGCUGCCAAGGCCAACAUAGACAAGAACCUCCACAUCCUGCACCCCUCCAUGCAGACUGUACUCAAGCUGUGUCAGGACAUGCUCGGGCACAUGAUCCUCAUAGACCUGUCAGAGUCCAGAGGGCCGUAUGAGUGUGAACACCUGAAGAACAACGUGAUCCUUGAGCUAGAGAAGGCUGAGGAGAAGCUGAUGCACAUCUGGUACCCCAAGGUGGUGGGGAUCUACGCUAACGACGACAUCCUGGCGGGGAUCCGGGCCGACAGACAGGACUCCUUCUUCAACUGUGUGACCACGCUCUUGUCCAAUCAGAUCCGUAACCUCCUGGAGAGAACAGUGUCUGCCUGGGUGGAGCUGUUUGAGCCAGAGAACAAGAUGAAGCUGCCCAUCUUCAAAGUAGAGCUGACGUUUGAUGACGACAUCAACAAGAUGGAGUUCUACCCUGCCUACCAGGACCUGGAGGACACUGUGGUGUUUGUCAUGGAGCAGAUCUGUCGUAGCUUGCAGUCUGUGUCCACAGUCCAGUCCUGGCUGGCUGGAGGCAGCACCACAGUAAACGUGGAGGCCCACGUGGCAGACCACAUCAUCAAGUGGGCCACCGCCAAGCUGAGGGAAGCCUGCAAGCAGAACUUUGAAGGGGCAGAGCUUCAUCUGCAGGAGUACAUUGAGAAAUAUGACUACCUGGUGAAUGGGGAGGCCGAGGAACAGAUUAAGAAGUUCCUGGAGGAGGAACACACCUUCGUGGAGUACUGCAAGUACAUCGAGAAGUUCCGUCAGAUCGUGAAGGAGAUAGCUGGCCUGCCCAGCAUCAUUCACUUUGACAUGGUCCGAUUGGACUGUGAGGACCUCAAGAGAGGGCUGGCAGAGAGGGUCCGACACCACGCGGACGUCCUGUUGGAGAGGGUGUCAGACGACCAUCGGAAGGAGAACGAGUCCAUCUGUAAGGAGUUUGAGACGAUCAAGGAGCGAGCUCUGAAGGACCCUGAGAACAGUGAGGAGAUGAUGGACCAGAUCUCCUACAUCGAGCAGGCCAGGUCUGUGGGGCUGCUGCAGCUCAACAACAGGAUCACGGAGUGUCGUAACCGCCUGUCGUACCUGCUGGAUGCCUACAUCUUCCAGCAGGAGGACCUGGACCUCAACACAACCGUGCUGCUCUGGCCCAGGGAGAUCCAGCCGAUCUUUGAACAGAACGAUGAGUUGAUUGAGAAGGCGAAGCAGCAGGGAGAGAGCCAGCUGCACCAGAAGCGUGAGCGGGUGAUGCUGGAGCUGGACAAGCUGAAGAGGAAGGUGGAGGAGUUUGCCGACCUGGCAGAGCUGGACAUGAUGACUCAGUACCUCACCGACAUCAGGACUGUCCAGAAACGUCUCACAGAGGCUCAGGAACAGAUCACCUUCAUCAACAAGGAAGAAGUGCUGUACAAAUGGGAGGUGACAGAUUACCCAGAAGUCAACCUGAUCUCCACGGGGAUCGACCCGUACCAGAAGCUGUUCACGACGGUGGUGAAAUGGCAGCGGGCGGAGAAGCGCUGGAUGGACGGGGCCUUCGGGGACCUGGAGGCUGAAACUGUGGAGGCAGAGGUGGAUGAGUACCAGAGAGAAAUCUACAAGAUGCAGAAAGUCUUCAACUUAAAGGCCAAGAAGGAUGCCAUCAAAAAGUCAGAUGCUGAGUCUAAGACGAAGAAGAAGGCACCAGGGAAGAAGGAAGACGAGAUCACCAGCCCCUCCAUCGAGGUCUGCAAGACGAUACAGGUGGGCAUUCGCGACUUCAAGGAGCACAUCCCAGUCAUUGCCACGCUGUGUAACCAGGGCCUGAGGGACCGCCACUGGAAGAAAAUGUCGGAGAUCGCAGGGUUCGACCUGACGCCGGAUUCCGGCACGACCCUGCGUAAGAUGCUGAAGAAGAACCUGGGACCGUUCAUGGAGCAGUUCGACCAGAUCAGCGGGGCUGCCAGCAAGGAGUUCUCCCUGGAGAAGGCGCUGGCUCGGAUGGUGGAGGAUUGGGACGAGGUCGCCUUCAACUGCAUUGCUUACCGUGACACGGGCGUGUCCAUCCUGUCCUCGGUGGAUGAGGUUCAGACCAUGCUGGACGACCAGAUCGUCAAGACUCAGACCAUGAGGGGCUCUCCCUUCAUCAAGCCGUUUGAGAAAGAAAUCAAGGAAUGGGAGGAGCGGUUGUUGCGUAUCCAGGACACACUAGAUGAGUGGCUGAAGGUGCAGGCCCAGUGGCUGUACCUGGAGCCCAUCUUCAGCUCCGAGGACAUUAUGCAGCAGAUGCCUGAGGAGGGCCGGCUCUUCCAGACUGUCGACAAGAACUGGAAGGAAGUCAUGAGGUUCACUGUCAGAGACACUAAGGUCCUCCAAGCUACAGCCAUGCCCAACAUGCUGGAGAAGCUGCAGGAUUCCAACAACCUGCUGGACAAAAUCAUGAAGGGACUGAACGCCUACCUGGAGAAGAAGAGACUGUUCUUCCCCAGGUUCUUUUUCCUGUCCAACGACGAAAUUCUUGAGAUCCUGUCGGAGACGAAAGACCCGACCCGAGUCCAGCCUCAUCUCAAGAAGUGCUUUGAGGGCAUCGCCAAACUGGACUUCAUGGAGAAUCUGGACAUCAGGGCCAUGAUGAGCAGUGAAGGAGAAAAGGUUGACUUCAGCUCUAACAUCUCGACCUCGGAGGCGCGUGGUGCUGUGGAGAAGUGGCUGGUUCAGGUGGAGGCUGUCAUGCUGGGCAGUAUGAGGGAUGUCAUCGAGCAGUCUAAUGAGGCCUAUGCGCUGAAUGACCGUACAGACUGGGUGCGUGAGUGGCCAGGCCAGGUGGUUCUGUGUGUGGACCAGAUGUACUGGACCAUCGAGGUGCAUGAGGCUAUCCGCAGUGGUCCCCAGGGGCUCAGGGAGUACUACGACAAGCUGCAGGACCAACUGGGAGGUAUUGUGGAGCUGGUGAGAGGGAAGCUGUCCAAACAGAACAGGGUGACUCUGGGAGCUCUGGUGACGCUGGAUGUGCACGGCAGGGACAUUGUACUGGAGAUGGCAGACAGCGGUGUUGCUCGAGAGAAUGACUUCCUGUGGUUGGCCCAGCUGAGGUACUACUGGGAGGAAGGCAACUGUCAAGUCAAACUCAUCAACGCCAAUGUCAGAUACGCGUACGAGUACCUGGGCAACACACCAAGGUUGGUGAUCACCCCCCUGACUGACCGUUGCUACCGUACGCUGGUCAGUGCCUUCCACCUGAACCUGAACGGAGCCCCAGAGGGGCCGGCAGGAACAGGCAAGACUGAGACGGUGAAGGAUCUGGCCAAGGCUCUGGCUGUACAGUGUGUGGUGUUCAACUGUUCUGAUGGUCUGGACUACAUUGCUAUGGGCAAGUUCUUCAAGGGCCUGGCCUCAGCAGGUGCCUGGGCGUGCUUUGAUGAGUUCAACAGGAUUGACCUGGAGGUGUUGUCUGUGGUGGCACAGCAGAUUCUCUGCAUCAUCCGAGCCAUUCAGAGCCAUGUGUCGGUCUUCUCAUUUGAGGGGACAGAGUUGACCCUGAAUCCCAACUGUUACGUGGCCAUCACUAUGAACCCUGGCUAUGCUGGGAGAUCAGAACUGCCUGACAACCUGAAGGUGUUGUUCCGUACAGUUGCCAUGAUGGUGCCAGACUACGCCAUGAUUGGCGAGAUCUCGCUCUACUCCUGCGGCUUCAUCGACGCCCGUAACCUGUCCGUGAAGAUCGUGACGACCUACCGUCUGUGUUCCGAGCAGCUGUCGUCCCAGUUCCACUACGACUACGGCAUGCGCGCCGUGAAGGCCGUGCUGUCUGCUGCUGCUAACCUCAAACUCAAGUUUCCUGACGAAAAUGAGGACAUUUUGCUCUUGCGGUCCAUCAAAGACGUGAACCUGCCCAAGUUCCUGUCCUUCGACAUCCCCUUGUUCGAGGGCAUCGUGUCGGAUCUGUUCCCGGGAACUAAGCUCCCCACGCCAGACUACGAUGUGUUCCUGGAAAACGCCCGCACCAUCUGUGCCAAGAAGGUGCUGCAGCCCGUGGACAUCUUCUUUGAGAAGAUGAUCCAGACAUACGAGAUGAUGAUUGUCAGACACGGGUUCAUGUUGGUGGGAGAUCCCUUCUCUGCCAAGACCAAAGUUCUGGAGGUCCUCGCUGAGACCCUGACUCUGCUGAAUGAACAAGGCCUGAAUGAAGAAGACAAGGUGAUGUUCCGUAUUAUCAACCCCAAGUCCAUCACCAUGGGUCAGCUGUUCGGCCAGUUUGACCCGGUCUCCCAUGAGUGGACAGAUGGAGUUGUGGCCAACACCUUCCGAGAGUUUGCCUCCACAGACACGACUGACAGGAAGUGGGUGUGGUUUGACGGCCCGAUCGACGCCCUGUGGAUUGAGAACAUGAACACUGUGCUGGACGACAACAAGAAACUCUGUCUGAUGAGCGGAGAGAUCAUCCAGAUGUCCCCUCCCAUGAGCCUCAUCUUUGAGGUGCAGGACCUGUCCCAGGCCUCGCCUGCCACAGUGAGCCGGUGUGGUAUGGUGUACCUGGAGCCCUCCCAGCUGGGCUGGAGACCCAUCAUGACGUCCUGGGCCCUGGAGCUGCCCCCGGCUGUGAAGGAGGAGGAUGUCACCAUGAAGGCCAUGUUUGAGUGGAUGCUGCCUCCUGCACUCAGGUUCAUGAGGAAAUACUGCAAGGAACUGGUACCAACCCAAGACAACAACCUGGCCCGCUCCUUGAUGUACCUGAUUGAGAUGAUGCUGAAGGAUGGGCUGGGAGAUGACUUGGAGUCCAAGAAUCCCAACUGCAAGACAUGGGUCCAGUCCAUCUUCAUCUGGUCGCUGAUCUGGUCCGUUGGUGCGACGUCUGACGGGGACGGUCGGGACAGGUUUGACAAGUGGCUGCGGGAGUUCCUCCAGGGCAAGGAUGAGAAGUUCCCCAUGCCCUCAACAAUCGGCAAAAUUGACGUCCCCAUUCCAGACCAGGGCACGGUCUAUGACUACCUGUUUGAGACCAAGGGUCGAGGGAAGUGGAUCCCGUGGACCAACAUGAUCAGCAGCACUCUGACAGCAGACAAGAACACGAAGAUGUCAGAGAUUCUGGUUCCCACGAUGGACACAGCACGGUACACCUACAUCAUGGACGUCUGCAUCAGGCAUGGCAGGACCCUGAUGUAUGUUGGCCCCACUGGAGUGGGGAAGAGUGUGUACAUAAAGGACAAGCUGAUGAACAACCUGUCCAAGGAUGACUACCUGCCCAUGUUUGUCAACUUUUCAGCUAGGACCUCAGCCAAUCAGUCACAGAACAUGAUCAUGUCACGUCUGGACAAGCGGAGGAAGGGCGUGUUUGGACCCCCCAUGGGGAAGAAGUGUAUCAUCUUCGUGGAUGACCUGAACAUGCCGGCGAGGGAGCAGUAUGGAGCACAGCCUCCCAUCGAACUCCUCAGGCAGUUGCUGGACCACGGAUACUGGUAUGACCUGAAGGAGACGACAAAGAUCACCCUGAUUGACGUGCAGCUGCUCACAGCCAUGGGCCCGCCCGGCGGGGGCCGCAAUCCCAUCACCCCCCGCUUCCUACGCCACUGCAACGUCAUCUCCAUCAACCCCUUCAACGACGACACCAUGAUCAAAAUCUUCUCCUCUAUCAUGUCCCUCUACCUGAAGAACAACGAAUUCUCCACAGAGUUCUUUGCCACUGGUACACAGAUAGUCAGUGCUACAUUGCAGGUGUACAAGGAGGCCAUGUCCACCCUCCUGCCCACCCCCACCAAGUCCCACUACACCUUCAACCUUCGGGACUUCGCCCGUGUCAUCCUGGGGGUUCUGCUCAUCAAGAAGGAGACGCUGGACAGCAAGCGCACCAUGAUCCGACUCUUCGUGCACGAGGUGUUCCGGGUCUACUACGACCGUUUGGUCGACGACGAGGACAGGGCAUGGCUGUUCAAGCUGAUGAAGGGUAUUGUGAAGGACCAGUUCAAGGAGAACUUCGACACAGUGUUUGAAGCACUAGCUGAACCCAACAAGCCUCUGAUUGAAGACAACAUGCGGUCCCUGAUGUUUGGUGACUACAUGAAGCCUGACCUUGAAGGAGACGACCGUUUGUACGAGGAGGUGGACUCCAUGGAGGAGUUCAAUGCUGUGGUGGAGCAGUGCUUGGAAGAAUACAACCAGACCCACAAGGCCGUCAUGAACCUGGUUAUAUUCAGGUAUGUUCUGGAACACCUGUCGCGUAUUGCACGUGUUCUGAAGCAGCCGGGUGGAAACGCCAUGUUGGUUGGCGUUGGCGGUAGCGGUCGUCAGUCCCUGACCAGACUGGCCACCAGUAUGUCUGGCAUGGGCCUGUUCCAGCCGGAGAUCAGCAAGAGUUACGGGCACAAUGAGUGGAGGGAGGACCUGAAGUCAUUGUUGAGGAGUGCCGGUGCCCAGGGCAAGAAGACAGUCUUCCUCCUGACAGACACACAGAUUAAGGAAGAGUCCUUCCUGGAAGACGUGGACAGCCUUCUCAACACAGGCGAGGUCCCCAACAUCUUUGCUGUGGAUGAGAAACAAGAGAUCAUGGAGUCUGUGCGCCCAGUCAUGGCCCAGCAGGCUACCGACAAGGACGCAGACUUCAGCCCGCUGGCGCUCUUCAGCUUCUUUGUGAGCCGCUGCCGAGAGAACCUGCAUGUGGUGAUCGCCUUCAGCCCCAUCGGCUCGGCCUUCAGGAACCGUCUGCGCAUGUUCCCCUCACUCAUCAACUGCUGCACCAUCGACUGGUUCCAGCCCUGGCCUGAAGAUGCCCUCCAGCGUGUGGCUGUGAAGUUUCUGGAGGCUGUGGAGCUGACAGACCUGGAGAGGGAGGAGACAGUCAACCUCUGCAAGUACUUCCACACAUCUGCCAGGGAGCUGUCAGAAAAGUUCCUGCAUGACCUUGGGCGACACAUGUACGUGACCCCCACCUCCUACCUGGAGCUGAUCAACGCCUUCAAGACCCUGCUGGGGAGGAAGAGGAACACUGUCUUAAAGGCCAAGACAAGAUACGAGGUCGGCCUGGAGAAACUGGCCUUUGCAGCAUCACAGGUUGCAGAGAUGCAGAAGGAACUGGAAGACCUGCAGCCACAGCUCAUUACAGCCUCAGCUGAGAACGAGAAAAUGAUGGUGGUGAUUGAAUCAGAGACAACAGAGGUGGAGGCGAAGAGUAAAGUGGUGAAAGCUGACGAGGCUGCGGCCAAUGAGAAGGCAGCGGAGGCUCAGGCGCUGAAGGAUGAGUGUGAGUCAGACCUGGCCGAGGCCAUCCCCGCACUGGAGGCUGCACUGGCUGCGCUGGACACACUCAAGCCUGCAGACAUCACCAUCGUGAAGUCCAUGAAGAACCCUCCUGCUGGUGUGAAGCUGGUGAUGGCGGCCGUGUGCGUCAUGAUGGACAUCAAAGCAGAGAAGAUCAACGACCCGGCCGGCACCGGACAGAAGAUCCUGGACUUCUGGGGACCCAGCAAGAAACUACUGGGAGACAUGAACUUCCUACAAAAGCUGAAGGAAUAUGACAAGGAUAACAUUGCGGUGCAUAUCAUGAAGAAGAUCCGUUCAGACUACAUGACCGAUCCAGAGUUUGUCCCUGCCAAAGUCGCCAAGGCCUCCUCCGCUGCCGAGGGUCUGUGUAAGUGGGUGUCGGCCCUGGACAUCUACGACAGGACCGCUAAGGUCGUCGCCCCCAAGAAGGAGAAACUGGCCAUCGCCAACAAGGACCUGUCAGAGACCAUGGCUAUCUUAAACGCCAAGAGAAAGGAACUCAAGGAAGUUGAGGACCGGCUGGCCAACCUGCAGAAGACGUUUGCAGACAUGGUGAAGAAGAAGGAACAGCUGGAGUUCCAGGUGGACCUGUGCGCCAAGAAACUGGAGAGAGCUCAGAAACUCAUCAGUGGGCUGGGCGGUGAGAAGGACAGAUGGACAGCUGCAGCCGCCACCCUGCAGGAGGAGUAUGAUAACCUGACAGGUGACGUGCUGAUCUCCUCAGGUGUCAUCGCCUACCUGGGUGCCUUCACGGCUGCCUACAGGAUCACGUGUACCCAGGACUGGUCCAGGAUGUGCCAGGCAAAGAAGAUCCCGUGUUCCAAGGAGUACUCCCUGAUGAAGAGCCUGGGAGACCCCAUCAAGAUCCGUGCCUGGAACAUCGCAGGUCUGCCCACUGACAGCUUCUCUGUCGACAACGGUGUCAUCGUGGACAACUCCAGGAGAUGGCCUUUGAUGAUUGACCCUCAAGGCCAGGCCAACAAGUGGGUGAAGAACUCGGAGAAGGACCACAAACUGUCUGUGAUCAAGCUGACUGACAGUGACUACAUGCGUACGCUGGAGAACGCCAUCAACUUCGGCAACCCCGUGCUGUUAGAGAACGUGGCAGAAGAACUGGACCCCUCCCUGGAGCCACUUCUACUCAAGCAGACAUUCAAACAAGGUGGUGUGGACUGUAUCCGUCUGGGUGAGAACAUCAUCGAGUACUCCGCUGACUUCCGCUUCUACAUCACCACCAAGCUGCGUAACCCCCACUACCUGCCGGAACUGCAGGUCAAGGUGGCGCUGCUCAACUUCAUGAUCACCCCCGAGGGUCUGGAGGACCAGCUGCUGGGCAUCGUGGUGGCCAAGGAGAGACCUGAUCUAGAGGAGGAGAAAAAUGCUCUGAUCCUCCAGUCUGCUGCAAAUAAGAAGGCCCUGAAGGAGAUUGAGGACAAGAUCCUGGAGACGCUGUCCUCCUCCGAGGGGAACAUCUUGGAGGACGAGUCGGCCAUCCAGGUCCUGGACUCCUCCAAGGUUCUGUCCAACGAGAUCUCCAAGAAACAACAGAUUGCUGAGGAGACGGAGAAGAAGAUUGAUGAGAACCGUGCGGGGUACCGCCCCAUCGCCACCCACUCCUCCAUCCUGUUCUUCUCUAUCGCAGACCUGCCCAACAUCGACCCUAUGUACCAGUACAGCCUCACCUGGUUCAUCAACCUCUUCAUCAACUCCAUCGCUGACAGUAACAAGUCUAAGAUCCUGGAGAAGCGUCUGCGGUACCUGUCGGAUCACUUCACCUACUCCCUGUACUGUAACGUCUGCCGAUCCCUGUUUGAGAAGGACAAGCUGCUCUUCUCCUUCGUGCUGUGCUGCAACAUCCUCAUGGCUAAGCAGCAGCUGACCCGGGAGGCCUUCAUGUUCUUCCUGACGGGCGGAGUGGGGCUGGAGAACAAGCGCAAGAACCCCGACCCCAGCUGGGUGUCGGACAAGACCUGGGACGAGGUCUGCAGGGCCAACGACCUCAAACCCUUCAACGGCUUCAGAGAACACUUCCAGGACAACGUUGACACCUGGCGGAAGAUGUACGACUCAAAGGAGCCUCACAAGUUCACCCUGCCAUCGCCUUGGCAGGACAAGCUCCCAGCCUUUGAAAAGAUGAUCGUCUUGAGGUGUAUCCGGCCUGACAAGGUGACACCCAUAGUGACCACCUUUGUGACAGACAAUCUGGGUAAGAAGUUUGUGGAGCCACCACCGUUUGACCUGAGUAAGAGUUACGUGGACUCCAACAGCUGUGCACCCCUGAUCUUUGUCCUGUCCCCCGGAGCUGACCCCAUGGCCAGUCUGCUCAAGUUUGCCGAGGACAAGGGCUUCAGUGGGGAGAAGUUCAACGCCAUUUCACUUGGACAGGGACAGGGCCCCAUAGCUGCCAAGCUGAUCAGCAAUGCGACGAAGGACGGCACGUGGGUGUGCCUGCAGAACUGCCACCUGGCCACGUCCUGGAUGCCUGCCAUGGAGAAGAUCUGUGAGGACUUCAACCCUGAACUGGUCAACCCUGACUUCAGGCUCUGGCUUACCUCAUACCCAUCUGAUAAGUUCCCGGUGGUUGUGCUUCAAAACGGAGUGAAGAUGACGAAUGAGCCGCCCACAGGCCUGCGCAUGAACCUCCUCCAGUCCUACCUGAACGACCCCAUCUCUGACCCAGAGUUCUUCGAAGGCUGCCCCGGGAAGGAGCUGCAGUGGGAGAAGCUGCUGUUUGGUCUCUGCUUCUUCCACGCGCUGAUUCAGGAGAGGAGGAAGUUUGGGCCGCUGGGAUGGAACAUUCCGUACGGGUUCAACGAGUCUGAUCUCCGCAUCAGUGUCAGGCAGCUGCAGAUGUUCCUGAAUGAGUAUGAGGAGAUCCCCUUCCCUGCUAUCUCAUACCUGGCCGGCGAGUGUAACUACGGAGGCCGUGUGACAGACGACAAGGAUCGUCGCACCCUCCUAACCAUCCUCGCUGACUUCUACCGCUCAGAGAUUGUGUACGACAGCAAGUACAAGUUCUCCCCCAGUGGGAACUACUUCGCACCACCCAAGGGCGACUACGAAAGCUAUGUCAACUUUAUCAAGAACCUGCCCUUCUCCCAACACCCGGAGAUCUUCGGCAUGCACGAGAAUGUCGACAUCUCCAAGGAGCUGCUGGAGACACGACAGCUGUUUGACUCCAUCCUCCUCACACAGGAGUCGCAGGACAGUGGACCUGGUUCUGGUUCCUCGGGAGGUGGUGUUGCCGGUGGCGGUGAGACGGCGCUGUUUGAGAUUGCUAAGGACAUCCUGAGCAAACUGCCCAAGGACUUUGACCUGGAGGUCGCCCAGGAGAAGUACCCUGUGAAGUAUGAGGAGAGCAUGAACACUGUACUGGUGCAGGAGAUGGAGAGAUUCAACAAACUGUUGGACAUCAUCCGGUCCUCCCUGCAGAACCUACAGAAGGCUAUAAAGGGCCUGGUGGUGAUGUCAGCUGAGCUGGAGGGGGUGGCGCACAGCCUGACCGUCGGCAAGGUCCCGGCCAUGUGGGCCAAACGCUCCUACCCCAGCCUCAAACCCCUGGGCAGCUACAUCAACGACUUCCUCAACAGGAUUGUGUUCCUACAGACAUGGAUGGACAAGGGAAAGCCGAUGGUAUUCUGGAUCUCCGGGUUCUUCUUCACGCAGGCUUUCCUGACAGGUGCCAUGCAGAACUACGCCAGGAAGUACACCAUCGCCAUCGACAAGCUGGUCUUCGACUUUGAGGUUAUUCCACGUGAGACGAGUGACACAGCACCAGAGGACGGCGUCUAUGUCAUUGGUCUGUUCCUGGACGGCUGUCGCUGGGACAAGAAGAAAGGAGUGCUGGCUGAGCAGGUCCCUAAGAUCCUGAACGAACCAAUCCCGAUCAUCUGGGUGAAACCAGCACUGAAGGCCGAGCUUCCCGACCGCGGCGACUACCAGUGUCCAGUCUACAAGACCUCCGAGCGGCGCGGCGUGCUUCUCACCACCGGACACUCCACCAACUUCGUGCUGAUGAUCGCCCUCCCCACCGACAGGCCGGUGCAGCACUGGAUCAAGCGCGGCGCUGCCAUGUUGUGCCAGCUGGAUGACUAGAGAUUGCUGUCACUAGAAUAAUUUUGCUUGUGGAGUUCACUUUCUUCUGAACCAGAUAUGUAUGCAGUGAAAUUGAACUGUACGUUAUGUGUUCUCUUGUAAAGUAUGAUGUCCAUUAUAUUAAGUCACAAAACUCUCCAUAAGAUUAUGGAAUUACCAUUGGGUCAUUUGCAUGUAUGCAAAAAGUUCACUUCAUGAUUGCUUUAUGUUCAAUUGUAAAUGCAGGUUUCAUCUUUCCUAAAUGUCCAAGCCUAAUGCUGCUGUGCCUAAAUGUCAAUGAAGUCUGCCUUACCAUCGUAGAUAUCUAUAUUUCUUGUACAUACAUACAAAAUAGGCACAAAGUUUCCCUUGUAUUGAAUUGCUAGCUGUUGUGUUGAAUGUGUGAUCUGACUUUCUAUGAGGGAAAUGAUAUAUGAUAAAAUGAUAGGUGAAUUCUCUAAGUGCUUGGUUUUAUGUGAAACAAAGACAAGAUGAAUUCUAUGUUAAACCUUCAGUGCAGUGGUGACAUCACAUGCAGUGACUUCUUUAAGCAUCUGUAUUGUACUGUGUAGUCACUAAGGUUUGCAUUGAGGGAACAGAAAUAUGUCACCAAUAUCUCAUUAUAAUGGAAUGUAUAUUUGUGUGAGCACUUGAACCACCUCAGUUGACAGUAAAAUGAAACACAAUCUAUUUUUGUAGUCACUAGUAUGUCAGUAGUCUUGUGUGGUUAUAUUUUCUAUAUUUGGACAAGUAACUGUAUAAAUUCUGGUUUGUUUCUGGAGAAUUCUGAUAUAAUGUUGAUGUAUAUAUUGUAUGUAUUUUCCAAGACUGAGAUUUUAAACUUCUCUAUUGGUGAAUAAAGAACACUGUGUUGUACACUACAUGUCAUUGGUCUUACAUCUAAUUAUGAAAACUAAGGCUUGUUUUAGCAAGUCCAUUUCAGAAAUACAUAGGAAAGUGAAGCAUCUAAGCCUCUCAUCUUUGUUGAACCUAAGUACUUGCAGUUGCACAGUU